CUCCAGUUGAAGUUCGCGGUCGCUGGAUCAACGAUGGCAUUGUCUGCUUCUGCUCUACACUUCUCGGGACACCAGUAUCUGAGACAUCGACUCGUUCUGUCUAUCAUCAGCGGCAAGCCGGUGAAGAUCGACAAGAUACGGCCGGAAGACAAGAAUCCUGGUCUUCGGGACUACGAAGUCAGUUUAUUACGACUGCUGGAGAAAGCUACAAAUGGGACGGUCAUUGAGAUAUCGUAUACCGGUACCGCCGUGCUGCUCAAACCGGGAGUCAUCUCUGGCGGAACCGUUACACAUGAUUGCCCGCUCUCGCGAUCAAUAGGCUAUUUCCUGGAGCCCGUUGUUAUGCUGGCCCCCUUUGCCAAGAGUCCAUUUCAGCUUACGUUGUGCGGUAUCACAACCGACGACAAAGAUCUAUCCGUCGAUCUCAUCAGAACUGUAACACUACCGCACCUCCAGCUAUUCGGGAUCUCGGAUGGCCUUGAGCUUCGAAUCAAGAAGCGUGGAUCACCUCCGGAGGGCGGUGGCGAGAUUCAAUUUCUAUGCCCUAUAGUUAAGCAAGUGAAGACCUUGAAUUUUGUGGAUCCUGGAAAGAUCAAGCGGAUUCGAGGCAUUGCACAUGCAGUUCGCGUGAGCCCGCAGUUCUCCAAUCGCAUGAUUGAUGCGGCAAGAUCGAUCCUGAACCGCUACAUCCCUGAUAUUUAUUUAUACUCCGACGUAUAUAAAGGCCCUGAGAGUGGAAAGUCGCCAGGAUACGCGCUCAGUCUACUAGCCGAGUCCACUACAGGAGCUAUACAUUGCUCGGAAGUUGUCUCGCGACCGGGCGUAGCCCCAGAGGACAUUGCUAUUACCGCAACCCGCGCCCUGCUGUCUGAGAUCCAACGAGGCGGAUGCGUAGAUCGGAAACACCAGACGCUCGUGCUGCUGCUGAUGGUCCUCGGCAGUGAGGAUGUCGGCAGGUGUAGAUUGGGCGAACCUACCCCUCGAACGAUUCAAUUCUUGAGGGAUAUACGGGAUUUUUUCGGCACGUCUUUCAAGAUUAUGCCUGCGAAUCCCUCAGACCCGUCCUCGGGCGAACUACUGUUCUCGUGUUACGGGACUGGUUACACGAAUAUUAAUCGUUCCGUGGCAUAGGCAUCGCGCUGCCAUAUCUUCGAAAGUACCCUAUGUAUCAACUUUUCUGUCAUCUAUGUACAUCAUACCGUGUAUCAUGUAGAGUUUCAGACGUUACGGC
Messenger RNA from Gloeophyllum trabeum ATCC 11539, 1231 nucleotides. Its product is annotated as 18S rRNA biogenesis protein. The coding region runs from base 34 to 1131 and encodes 365 amino acids. The record is from RefSeq and is a predicted model, not a curated record. Gene Ontology annotation, cellular component: nucleolus. The transcript is spliced from 8 exons. Gene Ontology annotation, biological process: ribosome biogenesis; endonucleolytic cleavage of tricistronic rRNA transcript (SSU-rRNA, 5.8S rRNA, LSU-rRNA). Lineage: Eukaryota; Fungi; Basidiomycota; Agaricomycetes; Gloeophyllales; Gloeophyllaceae. Gene Ontology annotation, molecular function: RNA endonuclease activity.